AUGCCAGUGCCAUGGAUGACCAAUCAGCGGAGAUCUUACAUCCCAAACAUCGCCGAGAGGGCCCUGACGGUGAAGCAGCUCUGCGACCUGCGCGUCUUCUUGCAGCGACUUUGCAAGGCCAAGCUGCUGCGCCGGAGGGCGGUCGCGCAUGGUGAACGCCUGCAGUGGCAUGAGUUGAACCUCUACCAUGUCACGGAUGAGGUGGUUAAGCCUGUCAUCAGAUUCCAGGACAAGAUGUGGCAAGUAGGGGAUGCAGCCGGAUACUCGUGGGCAGAGUUGGUGGCGCCCGAACCUCAGGCAGCCCAGCUCAUGGUCAGCCACUGGUGGGGAGGACGAUUUGUGGACUUCAUGCAUGCCGUCGACAAGGUGAUGGGCCAUAAGGCUCUCGGCAUCGGGGCGACGCUGUGGAUUUGCACUUUCGCCAACAACCAGUUUGGUGAGGACUUCGGCGCCAGCAUCCGAGAGACGCCGUUUGUACGAGCAGUCCAAGAGGCGGAGACGACGAUUCUCAUGGUCGAUCGUGACGCAGGCUCAUUGAGGCGCAGCUGGUGCUGCCUUGAGCUACACUACACAAUCCUGCAGGAGAAGUCGCUGGAGCUCUACACGUCCGCAGGGCCUGUGGGAUCCGAAGCCGUUUCUUCUGGGCCCUUGGUGGAUGCAAUCUCUGAGUGGGAUGUGCGGGAGAGCGCAGCUUCGGAGCAGGCGUAUCGGCGUCAGAUCCUGAACUUCAUUGCUGACGUCCCUGAGCAUUCUGGGCUGCUGACCAGAGACACGGGCGAGCUGGUCUUGGUCAACGACCGACCCCAGCUUGACACCUCGAGCCCAGACACCGAGAAGGAGUUCAUGCAGGUGCACCGCAGGGCUUUUGAGGACCUGAACAUGAGUGUUCGCUUCUCCGUGAUCCACUCGAUUGGUCCUCAGAAAAGGUCCAAGGGAUGCAGGAUCCCGAACACAUCGCAGAGAGGCAUUACCUUGGGUCAGCUCCGGACCUUUGCAAGGAAGGCCAGCCGCGCACUCACGAAGCUCUUGCCGGACGUGGCGUGGGAGCAGAUUUCCACUGAGCAAGUCUGCCAGCACUACGUUCUGCCUCGGACUCUUGACCGCGGAUGUUCCUAUGUUGAGCUCGUGGCAGAGGGGCCUCAGUUCCCGUCGAUUUACAUCGACUACCAGUUCUCAAUGCUCUUUGCUGAGAUUAUGGCGUCUGUCGAGUGGCUAGCCGAAGCUCUGAGCUUGAAAGAUUGCGAAGUUUUCUUCUUCAGCCUACUGGCUUACAACCAACAUCGCGCACGCCAAGAAAUCUAUGCGAAUUCGCACCACCACGGCAAUACUCUCGUGGUGGAUAAAGCCCAAUCUGGAUGCCACAGCUUCCUGAUCACAGCAAGCAGCGAAAUCAGAAACGCGAACUCGCAGAAAGACCGGUGGAGCUUGAGCAAAGCGUGGCGGCUCUACAACAUCGAGUGUGCCGCGUGCCUGGGACAGGCCGUUUACAUCGCCUGUAGCUCUGGUGUGAUGGCGUGCACCAAGCUCUUUCCCAACGGCCACUCAAAGUACGGAGCCAUUGACCCCACCAUUACACAGGCCAUGUUCGACAUCUACGAGGCGGACAUCCUCCCCUGUGCCUUGGAGGGCGAUGGCAAGACAAUCUGGGAGUUCCUCCAAGAGGGGUACAAGGGCUCGGGUCCGCAAAGGCUGCAUCGACGCCUGCAGCGCUGGAGUGCCUUUCACCUGGUCCUCGUCCUUGCGGGCUCCGGGCAGGAAGAGCUUGCGUCGUUGAAGAAGAUCAUCUCGAUACCUGGAUUUAGCAUACAGUCCGAGUUCGCGAAGGGGGAAUUGGGCGAAUGUGCUUUGCAUCAGGCAGUUGCGGCCAAUUGCCAGCAGACGGUGCAGCUGCUCCUGCAUGCCGGAUUGUCACCCAACGCCACAGACGCCAUGCAGGAGACUCCCCUACACUACGCGGCCCUGGCAGGAAACUCCACCAUGGUCGACUUGCUGAUCGCUGCCAGCGCCGACCCUUUCAUGGAGUCGACCUUCGGAGAGACUCCCCUGGAGGUAGCUGCCCAAAACGCGGCAGCCUUCCUGGGGCACGAGUCUGCACAUCUCACGGGCCCCUUGGAGCGCUACCAGACUUCUUUGGGCAACGCGGCCUGCUCCCUCAGCUGA
Messenger RNA from Symbiodinium natans, 2160 nucleotides. The record is from the annotation of a GenBank genome assembly. Lineage: Eukaryota; Dinophyceae; Suessiales; Symbiodiniaceae.